This is a messenger RNA of Vairimorpha ceranae, 432 nucleotides long. RefSeq lists its product as hypothetical. Bases 1 to 432 code for a protein of 143 amino acids. The record is from RefSeq and is a predicted model, not a curated record. Gene Ontology annotation, molecular function: peptidyl-tRNA hydrolase activity. Lineage: Eukaryota; Fungi; Microsporidia; Nosematidae. The transcript has a single exon.
AUGAUUAGCUUUUUUUUAUUUACUAUUUCAGUUUUCUGUAUUUUUUGUAUAAUUUACAGGCUUAUAAAAACUAAGAAAGCGAUACAGAGACAAUAUCCUAAGGGAGACUAUGUACUUAAAAUUUUGAUAAAUAAACAAAUAAAAAAUGAGAUCCAAAUGGUCCUAGAACUUAUGAAAGAAUGCUUUAUAAACUUGAUUACAAAGUUAUCAAAGGAAAAGGAUUUAUACAACAAAUGGAAGAAAGGUGGCGAGGCUAAGAUUGUUUUAUGUGGUUCAAGCGAAGAAAUAUUAUCAGCAUAUAAUAAUUCUAUAAAAAAAGGCAUACUAUGUGUCAAACAUAUUAGUAAAAAUAAUAUACCUGCACUAGUAAUUAUUGGUCCAGGAUUAAAGGCGAUUAUUAAUGAAUUUACAAAUGAUUUUAAGUUAUUGUAA